AUGCCAGCGACUGAUUUUCAAGGAUCAUUUGGAAGGUCGUUGCUAAGUUUACGGCGAGACCCAGUUGACUCUACCGCAACAACUAGCCACCACCACGAGCCAACCAACAUGGAAGUUGAGCUCGAUUCCUUCCAGAGACAAGUCGCCGAGAAAUUCAUCGAUCUCAACGCUGCUUCCGGUGGAGAUAAUAACGAGCUUCUCUCUCUCGAAUGGAUCGGAAAGCUCCUCGAUUCGUUUCUCUGCUGCCAAGAGGAGUUUCGAGCUAUCGUCUUCAACCACCGAUCGCAGAUCUCCAAACCUCCGAUGGACCGUUUGAUCUCCGAUUACUUCGAGCGGAGCAUCAAAGCCCUCGACGUCUGCAACGCAAUCCGCGACGGGAUCGAACAGAUCCGCCAGUGGCAGAAACUCGCCGACAUCGUAAUCUCGGCUCUAGACAGCCACCGUCCGAUCGGAGAAGGACAGCUCCGGCGAGCGAAGAAAGCUCUGAUCGAUUUAGCAAUCGGAAUGCUCGACGAGAAAGAUCCUUCCUCCGGAGCCAACCUAGCGCAUCGCAACCGUUCGUUCGGGAGAAUCAAAGACAACCACAGUCACCACCACCGUUCGAUUGGGCAUUUCAGAUCUCUCUCGUGGAGUGUCUCCAGGUCUUGGUCAGCUUCUAAGCAGUUGCAAGCUUUAGCGAGCAACUUAGCGACGCCGAGACCAAACGACGUCGCUGCGAGCAACGGUUUAGCUGUACCGGUUUACACAAUGACGUCGGUUUUGCUUUUCGUCAUGUGGGUUUUGGUCGCUGCGAUUCCUUGUCAGGAUCGUGGACUGCAAGUGAACUUCUUUGUGCCGAGGCAUUUCCAGUGGGCAGCUCCGGUUAUGUCGCUGCACGAUAAGAUUGUGGAGGAGUCGAAGAGAAGAGAUAGGAAGAAUUGUUGUGGGUUGCUUAGGGAGAUUGAUCGGAUUGAGAAGAGUUCGAGGUCGAUGAACGAAUUGAUCGAUUCGAUUCAUUUUCCGUUGACGGAGGAGAAGGAAGUUGAGGUGAAAGAGAGAAUGGAGGAGCUUGUGCAGGUUCAUGAAGCUUUGAAAAAUGGUUUGGAUCCGUUUGAGAGGAAAGUGAGAGAAGUUUUCCAUCGGAUUGUAAGAAGCCGAACAGAGAGUCUUGAUUCUCUUUGA
Molecule: messenger RNA, 1161 nt
Organism: Microthlaspi erraticum
Lineage: Eukaryota; Viridiplantae; Streptophyta; Magnoliopsida; Brassicales; Brassicaceae
Source: the annotation of a GenBank genome assembly